Messenger RNA from Xenia sp. Carnegie-2017, 744 nucleotides. RefSeq names its product lysosomal Pro-X carboxypeptidase-like. The record is from RefSeq and is a predicted model, not a curated record. Gene Ontology annotation, molecular function: dipeptidyl-peptidase activity; serine-type exopeptidase activity. The coding region runs from base 146 to 679 and encodes 177 amino acids. The transcript has a single exon. Gene Ontology annotation, biological process: negative regulation of systemic arterial blood pressure; regulation of blood vessel endothelial cell migration; proteolysis. Lineage: Eukaryota; Metazoa; Cnidaria; Anthozoa; Malacalcyonacea; Xeniidae.
UCAAUACACCGGAUAUUUGACCUCAUCGCAGGUUCUUGCCGACUACUCCAAGCUCAUAGACAAUAUCAAGUCAAAUGUGAGCGGUGCUCGCUAUAGUCCAGUUAUUGCUUUCGGCGCAUCAUUAGGAGGUCAGUAUGCUGCCUGGAUGAGGAUGAAAUAUCCAAGUGUAGUUGCAGGUGCAGUUGCAUCCUCGGCCCCAAUCUUCCAGUACUCUGCAGACUGUGGGACACAGUACUUUUUGGUGACUAAGGCCUUUGAAAAAGAGGGAGGCCACGAAUGUGUGGAAGUUAUACGUCGUUCUUGGGAUAUUCUUGACAGACUCAGUCGAAAUGAAGAAGGCUUGAAAUUUAUUUCGAAAACGUUUUCCCUAUGCGAAACGUUGAAUGAAUCAAAAGAAAUCUAUCAACUUCGCGACAAGUUGGCGCUAUCCUAUCUUUUCCUCGCCAUGGAGAACUAUCCUCACCCGACUUCCACGAAACCUCCGUGGCCCAUUAAGACGGUUUGUGGAAACAUCAAGAAUGUUAAAGACGACGAUAGAGAAUUGUUGCAGGAUUUAUCCAACGCUUUGUCGGUGUACUUCAAUCAUACGAGAAAGUUGAAGUGUCUUCAUUUACCAAAGGAUGGAAAGGAGUUCUUAGGUAAUGUCAAUGAUUUAGAACCCAAUCUUCUGGAUGUCUAAAUAACGUGUGUCAAGGUGAGGUGAGGCCAUUGAACUAAAAUACAUGAAACGCUACCUGUAAUAGA